Hyaena hyaena (striped hyena) is the source of this 1964-nucleotide messenger RNA. RefSeq names its product Wnt family member 5A (gene WNT5A). The record is from RefSeq and is a predicted model, not a curated record. The coding region runs from base 688 to 1830 and encodes 380 amino acids. Gene Ontology annotation, cellular component: extracellular region. NCBI's taxonomy places the organism in Eukaryota, Metazoa, Chordata, Mammalia, Carnivora, Hyaenidae. Gene Ontology annotation, molecular function: frizzled binding; cytokine activity. Gene Ontology annotation, biological process: canonical Wnt signaling pathway; multicellular organism development; cell fate commitment. The transcript is spliced from 5 exons.
UGUGUGUGUACACAGACGUCCACACACUCCCUCGCAGCCGCAGGAUCAGCGCCUGGAAGCAGACGUUUCGGCCACAGACUUGGAGAGGAGGAGCUGGAGAUCGGGAGGCGUGAGCCGCCGGGAGUUUGCAGAAUCCGUGGUGUGAACGAACUGGGGGCACCUGGGCGCGCGGAUCGCCCCCGCCCCCGCCUCGGGCUAGAGUUGAGUAGUGGGGGCAUUUUUUUCACCCUCUUGUGAAGAAUUUUUUUUUUUUAUUAUUUGUUGUAAAGUCUUUUGCACAAUCACGCCCACAUUUGGGGUUGGAAAGCCCUAAUUACCGCCGUCGCUGAUGGACGUUGGAGAGGGAGCGCCUCGCCGCGGAACAGUCGCCUGCACGCCCUCGCCGGACCCGCGGCUCCCUUGUUGCGCGCCGGCCCGGCUUUGCCUUUGCUGCCGACCGACAGGCUUCGGCGCCCCAUCGGUUCCCGAGCGCAUCCCGGCGCUACUCCGGCUCGGGCCCCCAGACUUGGGCGCCAGUGACUGCUUUGCCUGUGAUUUCCUGCGCCUGCCGGACGCGCCCAGGAGGAGUCCGAAGCUCUGCGCCGGAUCGUCCCCCCAGGCUUAACCCGGCGGCUCUGCUCGGAUUCCUCGGCUGCCCUCGCUCUAGUGGCGACUUCCUCCCCGCAGCCGCGUCCCCUCCCCCUCGCCAUGAAGAAGUCGAUUGGAAUAUUAAGCCCAGGAGUUGCUUUGGGGACGGCUGGAAGUGCAAUGUCUUCCAAGUUCUUCCUAAUGGCUUUGGCCAUAUUUUUCUCCUUCGCCCAGGUUGUAAUAGAAGCCAAUUCUUGGUGGUCGCUAGGUAUGAAUAACCCUGUUCAGAUGUCAGAAGUAUAUAUCAUAGGAGCACAGCCUCUCUGCAGCCAACUGGCAGGACUUUCUCAAGGACAGAAGAAACUGUGCCACUUGUAUCAGGACCACAUGCAGUACAUCGGAGAAGGCGCGAAGACAGGCAUCAAAGAAUGCCAGUAUCAAUUCCGACAUCGAAGGUGGAAUUGCAGUACCGUGGAUAACACCUCUGUUUUUGGCAGGGUUAUGCAGAUAGGCAGCCGCGAGACGGCCUUCACGUACGCGGUGAGCGCCGCGGGGGUGGUGAACGCCAUGAGCCGCGCGUGCCGCGAGGGCGAGCUGUCCACCUGCGGCUGCAGCCGGGCCGCGCGCCCCAAGGACCUGCCGCGGGACUGGCUGUGGGGCGGCUGCGGCGACAACAUCGACUACGGCUACCGCUUCGCCAAGGAGUUCGUGGACGCGCGCGAGCGGGAGCGCAUCCACGCCAAGGGCUCGUACGAGAGCGCGCGCAUCCUCAUGAACUUGCACAACAACGAGGCCGGCCGCAGGACGGUGUACAACCUGGCCGACGUGGCCUGCAAGUGCCACGGGGUGUCGGGCUCCUGUAGCCUCAAGACCUGCUGGCUGCAGCUGGCCGACUUCCGCAAGGUGGGCGACGCCCUGAAGGAGAAGUACGACAGCGCGGCGGCCAUGCGGCUCAACAGCCGGGGCAAGCUGGUGCAGGUCAACAGCCGCUUCAACUCGCCCACCACGCAGGACCUGGUCUACAUCGACCCCAGCCCCGACUACUGCGUGCGCAACGAGAGCACGGGCUCGCUGGGCACGCAGGGCCGCCUGUGCAACAAGACGUCCGAGGGCAUGGACGGCUGCGAGCUCAUGUGCUGUGGCCGCGGCUACGACCAGUUCAAGACUGUGCAGACGGAGCGUUGCCACUGCAAAUUCCAUUGGUGCUGCUACGUCAAGUGCAAGAAGUGCACAGAGAUCGUGGACCAGUUCGUGUGCAAAUAGCGGGCACUCGCCACCCGCCUGUCACCCCGCCCCGCUCCCAGGACCCACUUAUUUAUAGAAAGUACAGUGAUUCUUUUUUUUUUUUAAUAUUGUUUUAUUUUCCCCCGAGAAUUACAACCGGAACCAUUUUUUUC